Xiphias gladius (swordfish) is the source of this 4246-nucleotide messenger RNA. RefSeq names its product xeroderma pigmentosum, complementation group C (gene xpc). The transcript has 12 exons. Gene Ontology annotation, biological process: nucleotide-excision repair; mismatch repair. Gene Ontology annotation, molecular function: single-stranded DNA binding; damaged DNA binding. The record is from RefSeq and is a predicted model, not a curated record. Bases 354 to 2819 code for a protein of 821 amino acids. NCBI's taxonomy places the organism in Eukaryota, Metazoa, Chordata, Actinopteri, Istiophoriformes, Xiphiidae. Gene Ontology annotation, cellular component: XPC complex; cytoplasm; nucleotide-excision repair factor 2 complex.
UACGUGUAAAGCUGUCCUUUGAUGAAAAUGGCAGCAGAGAUAUAAAUAAACUUUUACGUUGGCCCGAACAGGUAAGCAGAGAAUAAUUUAUGGGGUUUAAGAGGAAGUGUAACACUGGUGGCGAUUAAGAAGACGAAGAGGAAGAAGGGGUCGGAUGUGACGCCAGCGUCCUGCCUCCAAAGCGACCGGAGCGCAGUUUUCUUGUGUUAUGAAAGAGUGACAUGUUGGAUAACUGCUGGUUCCCUGCGCUUACACAACGCCAUGUGGAGAGGCCGGGGUCUUCGGCUCGUCUAGUGUCGCCACAGGACACUGGAACGAAGUGUCUUUGAACGAAAAGAGAAGGAAAAGGCGGCAUGGCAAAGCGGAGAGAGCGCGCAGAGACAGGGGCCGAUACAAAGAGACCGAGGCAGGUGAAGAGCGGCGCAGCGAAAGCAAGAGCAAAGACGAAAGAUGCAGGUAAUGUCAUCACAGAGAAAGAGGAGAAGCUCGAGAGGAAGGUUAAACCCAAGUCACGUUUGCCAUCAAAACCAGCAGCAAAGAACAACUCUUCUUCCAAAUCCACCACCGCCACUGCUGUCAAAACCAGUAAAUACUUCCAGUCACCAGUGAAGGAGGAGGAGAUUGACAGUGAAGACGACUUUGACAUGGUAACCUCACCAGCACGUCUGGUUACGGUGAAAACCAAGAAACCAGAGAAAAAAGAAGAAGAGGAGGAGGAGGAGGAGGAGGAGGAGGAGAACUACCUCUCUGGACUACUCAAGUGGUUUAGAGCAACGUUCACCCUCAACCCCAGUCUUCCAUGUGAGGAGCGUCCAGACCCCCGGGCUCUCCUGGAGAGGCGGCUGGCCAGCCUCUCAGCCAGGAACCACCAGGAGAUGACUCAUCUGUUCCUGUUGGUCUUGAGGUCUCUGCAGCUCUUCUCCCGAUUGGUUCUUUCCCUACAGCCGAUUCCUUUCAAAGCCCCAUCAGCCAAGUGCGAAAGGGCUGGAAUAUCUACCGGUGCCCCAGGAAAGAGCCACAAAAACCAAGAAACCUUAAAGAACACCUCUCCUGAGCAGAAGGUCUCUCCUGGCACCAAGAGACCAGCUGGAGAGGGGAAAGCAAAGCAAGACAGAGGAGGAAAGAAAGCAAAGAGAAAAGAAAUAAAAGAGGAGGACGAAGAGGAGAAGGCUAUAACAUCAGGAGGGCAGAGACCAAAGAACUCAAAACGCCGCAGUGUAGCCUCAAAGGUAAGCUACAAGGAGGAGAGCAACAGCGAAGGGGAAGAGGGGCUUAGAGAUGAGGAAGAAUUUCAAGUGACCAGUGAGGGGGAGAGUGAGGAUUCAGAGAGUGAGGCUAAAUCCACAAAGGGAAGGAACAAGAGGGGGAAGAGCAAAGCUAAAGCGAUCAACAACAAGAACACAGGAGCUCCGAAGAGAAGGAGUGGUGGAGGGCAAAAAGAGGGAAAAGACGAGGGAGACAAAAAGUGGGAGGAAGGAGAGGACGAUGAUGAUGAAGAUGGAGAAGGAACAACGAAUAACGGAAUAAAACGAAGGAGCGGGAAGAAGAAGGGGCCUGGAGCUGAUGAGUGGUUGGAGGUCUAUUUGGUAAAAACGUCUUCCUGGGUUUGCGUGGAUGUUGAGCACGGUGUCGGGAUGCCCCACCUCUGCUCCCAGAAUGCAACAGUGCCGGUGACAUACGUGGUGUCAGUGGACGGGGAUGGAUUUGUGAAGGACCUAGGAAAGAAAUACGACCCCACCUGGAUGACAUCUUCCAGGAAGAGGCGGGUGGAUGAGGACUGGUGGGAGGAAACGCUCGAGCCAUUCCUGGGACCCGAGGAUGAGAGGGACAAAAAGGAGGAUAAGGAGCUCCAGAAUAAGCUUCUGAACAAACCCCUGCCGAUCUCUAUAGCGGAGUAUAAGAACCACCCACUGUACGCCUUAAAGAGACACCUGCUGAAGUAUGAAGCCAUCUAUCCUCCAACAGCCACCGUACUGGGAUACUGCAGAGGAGAGCCGGUAUAUUCCAGGGAUUGCGUGCACACCCUCCACUCCCGAGACACAUGGCUGAAAGAAGCACGAACAGUCAGAAUAGGAGAAGAGCCAUUCAAAAUGGUGAAGGGCUUCUCUAAUCGUUCCCGUAAGGCCAGGAUGAUGUCUGAGCUGAAGGAUGAAAAUGACCUGCCUCUGUUUGGAGAAUGGCAGACUGAAGAGUACCAACCGCCUAUAGCCGUGGACGGGAAGGUUCCCCGUAACGACUACGGUAACGUGUACCUGUUCAAGCCCUGUAUGUUACCGGUGGGCUGUGUUCACCUCAGGCUGCCCAACCUGCACCGCGUGGCCAGGAAGCUGAACGUCGACGCCGCCACUGCGGUCACAGGCUUUGACUUCCAUGGAGGAUACUCGCACGCUGUGACUGACGGUUACAUUGUGUGUGAGGAGCAUGAAGAGAUUCUCAGAGCUGCCUGGGUGGAGGAACAAGAGCUGCAGAAACAAAGGGAGAAAGAGAAAAAAGAAAAGAGGGUGAUCUCCAACUGGACUCUGCUGGUGAAAGGACUCCUGAUCAGAGAGAGGCUUAAACAGCGCUACGGCAAGAAGAACCAGGGGUUGGGGAACCUUGCUCAUGGAGACGACACCGGUGGGCUUUCAUCUGAUGAGGAGGCGGUUGAGGGUGGAAGUCCUGAAGCUAAGACUGCAUCUGAAACUCUGGCCAUGUCCUGGCCUCAAAACAGACAAGCAGAGGAGGACGGAGGGAACGCCAGCGGACUGAAGAAAAAGUUGACAACAAAACGACAGAAGAGAGGGCAAGAGAAACAAUUGUUCCCCUUUGAGAAAGUAUAAUGUGGGAGAUUGAAAACUAUACUCAUUUCAAGCUUUGAUAAAUCAAGGUUGAGUACACUCUUCUCUUGAAAUAAGCACUUGAUUUUCUGCUCCGGAUAGUAACUUGUUCAAAUGCCCUUAAAGCAGGAUAAAAUGUGUCUCAGGUGCAAUAGAUUUGAAAUCACUGUAGCAAGUCUGGUCAACCCUGGAACCUAUGACAGUAACACUAUAAGGAGGAGCGCGUGAAAGAGGAGGAGGAUAGGAAUGUUUUGUAGUGAACUGAUUUUCAGACUGAACAGUUUAUUCCAGAGGUUAUAAUGAAUGCAUGAAACCCCCUCCUCUCCUAUUGUACAUAUUCCCAUUAGUACACAUACCGUAUUGUUGUUUUUUUUCGUAUGAGAGAGAUACAGUUUGUGCAAAUAAGCCAGUGUGGGGAGCAUGCAUGUUCAGUAUCAAGUCCAGCAAGUUGAUACAUGUGCUCUUGUGCAGAACCGUGUUAUCAGGUUGUCUUGGCGAGAGCAAACUGAAUGUGAAACAAUGUGAGAACGGGGAAAUGUCCUUGCAGUUUCAUGUGAGUGUAUUUAACAUUACACAAAGACACACUCCUGGUCAUUUUACCCAGACAGCUGUGAUACACUCAACUCUCUUGCAAGUAUUCAGUGGGUGUACUCCAUUUCUGUUCAGCGCACAAAACGGUAUACAACUUAUGCCAGCUUGAACUGAUGGCUUGUGUGGAAAGUAAACUAAAUGGCAUGUGUAACAACAGCACUGCCGACAGUACCGGCUAAUAAAAGCAAACUUCCCAUGGCUGAAUGAAAUGAAAACUGCCCGCACAUAAAAGCUAUUAGAUGUUACCGCAGCCUCUCCUCUACCUGCUACUGUCUCCUCUUUAUAACAUUCUACGUAUGCAGGUUUUCCCUAGCCUUGCAAAUACGUGACAAGCAGCACGCCAGCGUUACCAAACGGAGCACAGCCAUUGUUGCUGGCUUGACUGUUCACCGUGUUUUUUGUUCAACCACUAUGCACUUUCGAGUAGAUGUAACUGACUGGGUUGAAGAGUGUUGUAAUCUGACAGAGAAGCACAUGUGAACCACGUAAUGGAAAAUGUGAAAAUUACUAAGACAGCAGCUAAGAAGUUGUUGAAUGUCUUCCUAGUUCUCACACUCUUGUCUCGAUUUCUCAGAAAUAAUGUACUUCCCAUUUUUCUCUCUUUUCUUGUUAGGCUGCGACAGUAUGUUCCUGGAGGCUCACUUGUUUCUGCUGUAUUCUGGUGUAUUAGUUGUCAAAUUCAGCCUCUUUAUCUCACACUAAUCUCUUCCACACUUUUCUCACUGUUUCACAGCAUGUGUACAGCAGCUGGUGGCUGUGUUUAAAGUAGUAAGCAGUUUUUUUAUGAAAAGUAUUUUUGUAAGAAAUGUUUCAAUUAAACUAAAAAGCAAAACAACCAA